Molecule: messenger RNA, 2436 nt
Organism: Penicillium canescens
Lineage: Eukaryota; Fungi; Ascomycota; Eurotiomycetes; Eurotiales; Aspergillaceae
Product: glycoside hydrolase family 55 protein
Exons: 7
Coding region: 1-2436 (811 amino acids)
Molecular function (GO): polygalacturonase activity
Source: RefSeq, a predicted model, not a curated record
AUGGUUCGCUUCAAUAUAUUGGCUAUCUUGCCUUUGGUACUUAAUGCAAGUGCUGCCCAGAUAGAUAUUCCGUCCGUCGAUGCCGCUGUCUCUGCGGCGCUCAAAGACUAUGGGAACUAUGGAGCAUACACCGGCCCUCAAAAGAAGCCCCCGGCUAAGGCAAAAUUCACGCAAGAAAACGCAUUGCUCGCCGAUGGUUCAACGUUUUGGUUGGAAUCAAUUAGCCACCAAGGUGUUUCUGCCUUUGGAGCUUCUGGAUAUCAAGUCUUUCGCAACGUCAAAGACUUUGGUGCGAAAGGUGACGGUGUUACCGAUGAUACUGCAGCAAUCAACGCAGCAAUUAGCAGCGGCAGCCGAUGUGGACAGGGAUGUGGUUCAGAUACAACAACUCCAGCACUGGUUUACUUCCCUGCCGGUACCUAUAUGAUUUCGUAUCCGAUCUUCGACUACUAUUACACGCAAAUCAUUGGAGAUCCCAGAAACAUGCCUGUGAUCAAAGCAACAUCAGGAUUCCAGGGCGGAUACCUCAUCGACGCCGACCCUUAUUUCACUUCGGAACUUAAUUGGGGAUCUACCGUCGUAUUCUUCCGACAAAUCAGGAAUCUUGUUCUGGAUCUCCGCAAUAUUCCCACAGGUAACACCGUGAGUGGCAUCCACUGGCCAACCGCACAGGCAACCAGUCUUCAGAACAUGGUAUUUCAAAUGAGCUCAGCCUCCGGCACGAAACACCAGGGUGUCUUCUGUGAAAGCGGCUCUGCCGGAUAUAUGGGUGAUCUUGUUUUCAACGGCGGAAACAUCGGUGCAGCACUAGGCAACCAGCAAUUCACCAUGAGGAAUUUGACGUUCAACAAUGCAAUCACCGCUAUCAGCCACUACUGGGACUGGGGAUGGACUUAUAAAAACAUCAAUAUCAACAACUGUCAGGUCGGCAUCGAUAUUACCUCAGGAGGCCAUGACCAGCAGAGUGUCAGCUCCCUUACCUUGUUGGACAGCUUCAUCACUAAUACCCCAGUGGGUAUCCUUACUGCCCGAGACUCCACCUCCAAGCCUCCAACGGCUGGUAGUGUUGUUCUUGAAAACGUCUCCGUUCAAAAUGUCCCUGUAAUUGUUCAAGGCCCCAGCCAGACAACUGUUCUCGCUGGUGGAAACGUCCAUAUCGAUGCUUGGGGACAAGGCCACAGCUACACCCCCAAUGGCCCUCAGACCUUCCAGGGUACCUUCGCGCCAAACUCUCGCCCGGCAUCCCUCCUACAGGGACAGCAGUUCUAUGAACGCUCCAAGCCUCAAUACAGCACCGUGAGCGUAUCCUCUUUCAGCAGCACUCGAAGUGGUGGUGCCAAGGGUGACGGAAAGACAGACGACACAGCCGCUUUACAAAAGGUUAUCAAUGAUGCUGCAUCCUCUGGAAAGAUAGUUUACUUCGAUGCUGGUACGUAUCUUGUGACCAGCACUCUCAAGAUUCCGGCAGGCUCCAAAAUCGUUGGCGAAGCCUACCCCGUGAUCAUGUCUAGUGGCAGUUUCUUCAACAACAUGGGUAGUCCCCAGCCUGUUGUUCGAGUUGGCGCUUCCGGUGACAGUGGUCAGGUUGAAUGGUCGGACAUGAUUGUUAGCACACAAGGUGCACAGGCGGGCGCUGUUCUCAUUGAGUGGAAUCUUGCUUCUCCCUCUGGUAGCCCCUCUGGGAUGUGGGAUGUACACGCAAGGGUUGGAGGUUUCGCAGGCUCCCAGCUCCAGGCUGCACAGUGUAUUGCGACGCCAGGCACACCUACUUCGACGCCGAACGCAAACUGCAUUGCUGCCUUCAUGCUCAUGCACAUCACAUCAUCUGCAACUGGUUUGUAUAUGGAAAACAAUUGGCUCUGGGUUGCGGAUCAUGACCUUGAUGGAAAUGGUCAGAUCACCAUCUAUAGCGGUCGUGGCAUGAAUAUUGAGAGUACCCAGGGAAAUAUUUGGCUCUCGGGCACCUCGGUGGAACACAACGUGUUGUACCAAUAUCAACUCGCUUCAACCAAGAACAUUUACAUGGGGCAGAUACAAACAGAGUCAGCAUACUACCAACCAAACCCUCUCGCCACAGCUCCAUUCCCGGUCGUCUCAUCUAUCCAUGAUCCCAACUUUACGACCUCCUGCGCUGGCAAAGGCAAGUACUGCGCUGAGGGCUGGGGUCUGCGUGUUCUAGAUUCAACAGGUAUCUUCAUCUAUGGGGCGGGAUUGUACUCUUUCUUCGAUAACAAUGAUGCCUCAUGCUCGGCUCAAGACUCCGGAAGAAGCUGCCAGAACUCAAUCUUUAGUCUUGAGGGGUCAUCUUCGGUCUCCAUCUAUAAUCUCAACACAGUAGGAUCGGCCAGUAUGGUUGAUAUUGACGGCACUAGCGUUGCCAACCAGGCUGAUAACUUGAAUGUUUUCAAUGAGAAUAUCGCACUGUUCAGAAAGUGA